This is a messenger RNA of Betta splendens (Siamese fighting fish), 5436 nucleotides long. It is a transcript of the gene fam168a, whose product is annotated as family with sequence similarity 168 member A. The record is from RefSeq and is a predicted model, not a curated record. Bases 230 to 910 code for a protein of 226 amino acids. The transcript is spliced from 8 exons. Lineage: Eukaryota; Metazoa; Chordata; Actinopteri; Anabantiformes; Osphronemidae. Gene Ontology annotation, biological process: positive regulation of base-excision repair.
GUGCAUCCCCAUCCCCCACACGGUGGCCGUCUCUCCGGGUGAAAGCUGUCUUCCCAGCGCCACUGGCCCGACAAACCGCUGCCGAAGCAGAGCCAGUCCGCACCGACCUGAGGCAGAGCAACACACACACGGGACAGAGAACGUUCGCACACGGGGAAUCUUUUGUUGUUAGACCGAGUGGCUUUGAUUUGCAUAUCCACUUCCACUUCCUCAUUUGCAUACAGCAAGAAUGGCGAGCGGGCAUCCCACAGACAAAUUCAGUUUCAUGUAUCAACCAGACACGCACAAGAGUAAGAACAGGUUAUCUUCAGCUAUGAAUCCAGUCUACAGCCCUGUUCAGCCUGGCACCCCAUACGGGAACCCUAAGAACAUGGCCUUUACAGGCUAUCCAGGAGGGUAUCCUGCCACAGCUCCCACCUAUACACCCAACCUCUAUCAAACAGGCAGUCCUGGGUAUCCACCAGGAUACACUCCAGCAGGCACCCCAUACAAAGUGCCCCCUACCCAAUCUAAUGGAGCACCCCCGCCAUACACUCCAACCCCCACCCCAUACCCAACAGCUAUGUACCCCAUCCGCAGUGCCUACCCUCAGCAGAACCUUUACGCACAGGGAGCAUACUACACCCAGCCAGUGUAUGCGGCUCAGCCACACGUGAUUCAUCACACCACUGUGGUGCAGCCCAACAGCAUCCCCUCCACAGCCCUCUACCCAGCCCCCGUCCCUGUACCUGCUCCUCGCAACAACGGCAUGGCUGCCAUGGGAAUGGUAGCUGGGACAACCAUGGCCAUGAGUGCAGGAACCCUCCUGACAACGCCCCAGCAUGCACCAAUUGGAGCACACCCUGUUACUGUGCCAACCUACAGGCCCCAAGGGACACCUGGGUACAGCUAUGUACCGCCUCACUGGUAGAGCCCACCCAUCAUAUCUGGAGUCCAUCAUCGUAUGCAACUGCUCAAAUCUUACAUGGGCUCCCACGGGUAACCAUGGGACCUCGGCACCUGUCUGCAAGAACAAAACUAAAGUGCAACAGCCACUUUACUAUUAUUGUUAUUAUUAUGCGACAUUCUCUAACGUUUUUACAAAAGCUGCUUUACAUUUUAUUUUCCUGUUCAUUUGCCAACCAGUCAUUAGUUAUUUGUGUGGGUAUUUUAUUUUAUUUUUUUCUCAUUUUUAUUUGCCGUGUCUGUCAUUGGAUCUCCAGAAGGACUCUUGACCAAUCAUGGGUGUCGGUCACUCCUGUUUCUGUGAUGUGCUGGUGUGUGUGGUCCUGCCUGCUGCUGCUCAGUUGGCUGGAAAAUAUUGGGCACUUAUUUCUCAUUAUCAUCUCCCUCAGUCACUACAGAAGACAUAUUGACUUAUUAUGCUGCCAAAUUUUUUAACAACUAGAUAUCAGCACAGGGUUUUAACAUUUCUUUCCUAAAGUUUAAUUAGUCUUUUCCCAUGCUCACAUGCAUUGCCUUUUUCCAUAGACUGAUUUGCUACCUUUGUUCCUUCCUUCUUUUUCAUCCUUGUUUUGUUAUUUUCUUCAAUCAACUUUAAUUUUCAGUUUAAUCUCAGUCGUCUUCCAGCGCGUAGCCGUCUGUCCAGAAGUAGCCAGUCAGUCAACCCUGUCGUUACGUCUGUAUGUGAGUGCUAUGUCGCCAUGAGCAGAGCACUUACCUGGCAUCACCUAUUCUGCGGCGUCUCCCGAUGUGUCCACGUUAGCAUAGCACGCAGUACACAGAGAAAUCAUCAGCUACAUUCUAUGCAGGCUAGUAUGUUGUGACACUGUCAGAAUCUUUACCUAGCUAGAGAACAUUUCGGGGUCACUGGGGUCGUGUCAGCUUUUUAUGUGGUUAGCAUAGCUCAGUAAUUUGAGAAAAUGUAAAAUAUUUAUACUAACCCUGUCAUCAGCAUGGGUGGUUGUACUUUUUAACACAUACAUGCAAGCAUGCGCACACACAGGGGCUCCUGUGGUGGGUAAUAAACACACACUUAGUGGCACUUACUAUACAGUACCUCCAGUUAUGUUACUGAUCAACACACAAGCAAGCCAACAAACACACACGCACUCACAUGUGAUGGUUUUCCUGGGGCGUGCAUGGCAGACACAGCCAGCUGAGGACUUUAAAGGGAUCGCGGUGGCACGGGGAGAGGAGAGCAGGACAAGAUGGAGAUGACAUGGUCACAGUCUGCCUUUUGACUUUGUGAUAUGUGCUACCUCCACUUGAACACACUGCACAAAUUCAAUAUAUAAACUGUUACAUUGAAGAUCAAUGUAAUUAUAUAAUCUUCUCCUCUUUCCUUCUUCCAGACAAGGACUAAUAACCCAACACAGACUUAUGAGUACGCAAUUAAUAAUGGACCAGUCGAAAAAAUGUGCUGAUGUGUGGAUAAAAAUUAGGCCAGUUCAUGAUGGGCAUGUGGAAAACCCACUUGUGUACAUAAUCUCUGGUUUGAAGAAUUUGUCAAAAAUGGGUUUAAAUUUUGUGAAGCAAGUUUAUGGCAGUAGCGAUGCUGGAACCUGCAAAGGUUCAUAUAAACCUUUUAGACUUUUAGCAGAUUACAACAGUAAUGAUCCUCCAUGUUAAUGUUGCUCUUUUGCAUAUGGAUAUUUAUGUCCACAGUUUGAUGGUCCAUUUUAAUCAAGCUCAUUCUCAGUCUGAGUCUUUAUUGGUCCUCGGUCAGAGAAGUGUGGGGUGGGGGGUACUGGUGGUGGGACUUGAUAUUUAGGGGAGGCCUGUGGCAUUUUUCAGUUUUUACAAAAAAAAAAACAAGUUGAAUUAUAAUUUCAUGAUCUGUAGAAUACAGAUUUGUGUAACGUAAAGCAUUUACUGCGCGGGUAAGUAGGUGAAGAGGUUUGAUAAUGCAAUAAAUAAGAGGGAACGCCUCCAGCUGUUAACAUACAGAAAUUAUUUUAUCAGCGUCUGGAAUUGAGUUAAAAAAAUGCUUAUUUGUUAUAAUCUAAAUAUGGAUCACAGGCUUUGUAUGCAUCCUCCACUCAAUAAUUAUUACUGAGAGUAGAACAUAUCAGAAAUUUGGGGGUAUUGAAUAACUUGAGUAAAUAUUGCACAACAUAGGAAAAAAAAACUUGAUAAAAAUAAUUUAAUGCUAAGUAACAGGUACCUAGACUUUGUAGUGCAAAAGGGAGGAAGAAGCAAUUUAUAUUGUAAGUAAAAAUAAAAACAAUAAGGUCAAGUGUUUGAGGUAUUCUUAGUCCAGAUGUUUGUACACUAGUAGGUUAAUUCUCAAAAAAUAUUGCGUAUUGCUGCUGUCCAAUGAAAGCUGUCUUUUAAAAUGGCCCUCAUCUUCUUGUGGUAAUCAAAUAGGUCAGAAAGGUUUCACACCGUGAUCUAUUAAGUUUUGAUUCAAAGCAUUCAAUCUAAAAUCAGGAUUUUCUUGCGACAGCAGUAAUAUUACUUGUCAUUAGCAUUUAUUUAACCAACCACUACUUUUGUCAGUAUUUCUCUAUUACAUCUAUUGUUUUCCUUCCCUCUGGUCAAUUGAGCAUUAUGGGUAUUCAUAAUAUUCAGGUGUAUUUCACUAUAUCAUUGGAUCUAUAGGUUUAAAAAAAUGCAGUAUAUUUAUAUAUCAAGUGGUACAGUAAUGUAUUUCUAGCUAAGCAUGGUUGCGUCAGUGUGGCAGCUACUGUUUGUGCUUUUAAUGUUUUUGUUUUUACCUCCUCUUUUGCAUCCCUGUUCUCUGCAUAUGUGUCACUGAGGGGUGGGAGGGAGGGUGGGCAUUUAUAAAAUUCGGCUGGCGCCUCUAAACAGGCCUGUCGCCAAAUUCCCACGUUUUUUUGCGAUGGCGGCUGGACUUUGCAGACGUCGGGAGAUGGAGGAAGAGCGGAUGCCGUCGAAAAUGUCACCACGGUGCUGGUGGACGCCGUAGAUGCUGUCCAUGUCUUUAGUGUUGACUGAUGUCUUGGAACCCCUCAGGCUCCACGCCCUUUGUUCGGUGCCAUUUGUUGUUCAGUAAAUAUUAGUUUCUUCUCCUCUUUAACUGCUAAAUUCUGAGUCCUUGUAACGUCUGACUUUCUGUGACUGUGUUUUCCUGUUGCUGUCCUAUUUCUCGCACUGUUAUUGAUGCAUAUUGCCUGUCUCACUUAUCUUUCAUACUGUAUUCUCCAUGUUGACCCUCUUUGUCCCACAUCUCCCUACAGUGGCUGUUUUGCAUCCCUUCACACAUUCAGUUAGUUUUUGUUACAUUCAGGGAUGCAAAAUAGCAACUGGUGAUUUCUGCUCUCUCAACUUUAUAUUGUUGUGCCAUUGGUCUGACCUUUGCAACCCCCUCACCUGAUCUGAAUAGCAUAAUAAUAAAAUAUGCUAGUCAUUAAGCUGGUGUUAUUAAUCUAGUGUAUCAUAGUCAACGAGCCUUUUUAAACACUAGGUGUCGCCACCAGCUAAGUCUGGAAGUGGCAGGUUUUGAACCAACAUGACAAAUUUGAAGGAACAGAACAUUUUAAAUAGAGGGAGUAUGUUUUUAGCAACAUUUUUAGAAAUGAUAGACACCAAGCUAAUGCUUUGUUUGUCCCUAUAGGAUGAGUUGAUCAUUUCAAGCUCCUACGGGCUGUGGACCAGUGCUUUUCUGACCACUGUAAUGCUGUUUAAAUGUGGAGGCUCAGUAGAAAGCCAGAACCAGAAAACUUUUGGGAUCUUUAAAAGAUGAGGAACUGGCACGGAGCUUCCUCGUUUCACUCCUCCUUCAUUCCUCAUGUCUUUUUAUUUCAUUUUGCAUUUCAGUGUAAAUGAACAGUCGGGGAGGGGAAUGCAAAGUUGUCUUAAUCUUUCCAUCACUGAACACUUUUUCCAGGAACAUUUCCAAACCUCAACAAUAGCUUCUGUUUAUUCUAAUCCUGCACCUCUUUCACGCUUCUCUCCUUCCGUCGGUCCCUCUCCCCUCUACUUUUUUGCCUUGCAGUUGCUAAGUCUUAAAACACUACUAUCCCAGUGAAUAGUAGGCUCUUAAAUGUGUUUGAUGUUCUGCUGCAGCUUUUUAAUUUCAAUUUGUCAGAUCUCUUGGUUUAAUUUGACACUAAAUGUGAUGCAAAAAGUGGAAAAUUCCUUGUCUUCCAAAAAAAGCGUACUUGCAUCCUCCACCCGGAUCAAGUAUUAGGAACAACCCCAUCUUUGGAAGUUUUAGUUUGGUACCCAGUUUGCACAUGCUAUGGUAUAUCUGUUACCGUAAGGUUGUGUUUGCAACUGAAGCCCAAUGUCUGUUCAGCGUUGAGAGAAGUGACUUGUAUGUUAGCUAUCUGGUCCGGAGUGAAGGACCUGCGUCAGGCUUGUGAUAUGAAGUGUAAAUCUGUUUUAAUUUUUGUUUUGUUUUGGUUUUUAAUGGUUUUUUUUAAAGAUCAGUUAGUGAUCUUAGUACUAUAACUAAGCCAAGUUUGUAAUUGUAUAUUUACUGUAAAAUGUAGAACAUUGAAUAACUAUUAAAAUUUUCCUAUAAAAGGA